AAAGAAGAAGGGAAGGAAAAUGGGAAAGAAGAAUAAGAAGCCAGGAAAAGGGAAAGAGAAAACCGAGAGGAAAACUGCUAAAGCUGAGGAGAAAAGGUCCCGGAGAGAAUCCAAGAAACUUUCACCUGAAGAUGAUAUUGAUGCUAUUUUGUUGAGUAUACAAAAAGAGGAAGCCAAGAAGAAGGAAGUUCAUGUUGAGGAGAAUGUUCCUAGGCCAUCUCCCAGAUCGAAUUGCUCUUUGAAUAUUAAUCCAUUAAAGGAGACAGAAUUGAUUCUUUACGGUGGUGAAUUCUACAAUGGCCAAAAGACAUUUGUAUAUGGUGAUCUAUAUCGAUAUGAUGUGGAAAAGCAAGAGUGGAAACUUGUCUCCAGCCCUAAUAGCCCCCCGCCUCGUAGUGCACAUCAAGCUGUUGCUUGGAAGAAUUAUUUAUACAUUUAUGGUGGUGAAUUUACAUCUCCUAAUCAAGAGCGGUUCCAUCACUACAAAGACUUUUGGAUGUUGGAUUUGAAAACAAAUCAAUGGGAACAACUAAAUUAUAAAGGCUGCCCUAGCCCACGUUCCGGACAUCGGAUGGUUUUGUACAAGCACAAGAUUGUAGUUUUUGGAGGUUUUUAUGACACUCUUAGAGAAGUGAGGUACUUCAAUGAUCUGCAUGUGUUUGAUCUGGAUCAGUUUAAGUGGCAAGAGAUAAAACCUAGUCCUGGAUGCAUGUGGCCAAGUGCUCGAAGUGGCUUUCAGUUUUUUGUUUAUCAAGAUGAUAUAUACUUGUAUGGUGGCUACUCAAAAGAAGUUUCAUCCGAUAAGCUCGGCUCUGAGAAAGGUAUUAUUCAUGCUGAUAUGUGGUCCCUUAAUCCCAAGACUUGGGAAUGGAAUAAGGUGAAGAAAAGCGGGAUGCCUCCUGGGCCUCGUGCUGGUUUUUCCAUGUGUGUCCACAAAAAGAGGGCUUUACUAUUUGGGGGUGUUGUGGAUAUGGAAAUGGAAGGUGAUGCCAUGAUGAGCUUGUUUCUGAAUGAACUUUAUGGUUUCCAGUUAGACACUCAGCGCUGGUACCCUUUGGAGCUGCGAAAGGAUAAGUCAACAAAGGGGAAGUUAAAGAAAAAUCAAGAUGAGAAAUGUAAUGGAGUGGCUCUUCAAAAUGAGGCGAGUGAGAUGGAAUCUGAGAAAUUUGCUGCAAGUAAUGAAGAUGAGGAUUUGGAUAGUGAUGAAGCUAAUGAUUUGGAAAGUGACAUGAGUGACAUUUCUUCUCGUAUGAAAAGAAAUGUGAACGUUGAUAACAGCGGAAUGACUACUCCAUCUGAUGAAAAGAGUCUUCAAUCUAGCUCUAAAUCUGUUGUCCAAAAUUCUGAAUUACCUGAGAUAGUGAAGCCCUGUGGACGCAUCAAUUCCUGCAUGGUUGUGGCACGAGACACGUUGUAUAUUUAUGGUGGGAUGAUGGAAGUUAGAGAUCAAGAAAUCACCCUAGAUGAUUUAUACCUACUCAAUCUCAGCAAACUUGAUGAAUGGAAGUGCAUAAUUCCGGCAUCUGAAUCUGAAUGGGUUGAAGAUUCAGAGAAUGAAGAUGAGGACGAAGAUGAAGAUAAUCCUGAAGAUGAAGAAGAUGAGAGCGGGGAUGAUAGUGGUGAGAAUGAUGAUGAAGAUGAUGAAGAGGCUAGCACUGGUGGUGCUACAUCAAUUCAAAUGGGAGAUGCUGUAGCUAUAAUUAAGGGUGAAGGGAAGAGUCUGCGUAGAAAGGAGAAAAGAGCUAGAAUAGAGCAGAUUAGAGCAAGUCUUGGCCUUUCUGAUGCACAGCGAACGCCAAUGCCUGGAGAAUCUCUGAAGGACUUCUACAAGCGUACGAACAUGUACUGGCAAAUGGCUGCAUAUGAGCAUACUCAGCACACUGGAAAGGAGCUCCGUAAGGAUGGUUUUGAUCUUGCUGAAGCUCGGUACAAGGAGCUUAAACCAAUCCUUGAUGAGCUGGCCAUCUUAGAGGCAGAGCAAAAGGCUGAAGAAGAAGCAGCAGCUGAAGCUAGCAGUUCAAAAAAGAGAGGCAACAAGAAGAAGUCCUUAACAUCCAAGUAGUCUGAACUUAACUUCUGUAGCCAAAAGAAGCCAAACAGGAUAAAAGAUCAUAAUAUAUGCCUGUUGGAAAAUUUUGUAGCCCAACUUUUAGUUACACUUUUGUUUGUGAAAAAUUAACAAUAAAAGUUUGUAGUGUCUUAACUCUUAAUGCUUGAAAACACAAGCAAUUCUUUGAGGAACAAUGGUGGUAAUUAAAUUAAGUAUACAAUUUGUAGCUAAAGCAACAAAGAUUACGGUCCUAUUAUGA
Messenger RNA from Coffea eugenioides, 2309 nucleotides. RefSeq names its product kelch domain-containing protein 4. Gene Ontology annotation, molecular function: protein binding. The coding region runs from base 20 to 2062 and encodes 680 amino acids. The record is from RefSeq and is a predicted model, not a curated record. The transcript has 20 exons. Lineage: Eukaryota; Viridiplantae; Streptophyta; Magnoliopsida; Gentianales; Rubiaceae.